Messenger RNA from Anopheles bellator, 1273 nucleotides. Its product is annotated as glutaminyl-peptide cyclotransferase-like. The transcript is spliced from 2 exons. Gene Ontology annotation, molecular function: glutaminyl-peptide cyclotransferase activity; zinc ion binding. The record is from RefSeq and is a predicted model, not a curated record. Lineage: Eukaryota; Metazoa; Arthropoda; Insecta; Diptera; Culicidae. Bases 83 to 1096 code for a protein of 337 amino acids.
UCUUGGGGAACGGUUCGAAAAAUUCUUGCCGCGCCGCGAAGAUUUGCUAUCGCACCUUGUGAUAUUAAUCAAUCAACCCAAAAUGCCACGAGUGCAAACUCUCCUUUACUUUCCAGUGAUAGCACUUAUUGUCUCGCACGCUCACGCCCAGAAAAAUGUGCAACGGCACGCUCCGUCGCAGCUCUCCGUCGAUGGCCUUCACCGGUUGGCAGAGGCACCCUUUGAGAUGGAUGAGGCUUUGAGCAAGCUGCUCGUCGAAAGAGUGGUCGGCAGCGAAGGCCACGAAGGAGUGAAAAACUUCCUUAUUGAUCAUAUGCGCCAACUAUCGUGGACGGUCGAGGUAGAUGAAUUCGAAGACACGGUGCCCAUUUUCGGAAAGCUACAGUUUUCGAACGUGAUCGCGACACUCAACCCUAACGCCCAGCGGAAUCUCGUGCUGGCGUGCCAUUACGAUAGCAAAUACUUUCCGAACCAAGGCUUCAUCGGUGCCACCGAUUCGGCCGUUCCUUGCGCGAUGAUGCUGACCAUCGCCAGCUCGAUGAGCCCAUACCUCGCAGCUGUGCGCGAAAACACGGACGUAGGCCUGCAAUUCAUUUUCUUCGAUGGCGAGGAGGCUUUCGAGCGCUGGACCGCCACGGAUUCGAUUUACGGUGCGCGUCACCUGGCGGCGCGAUGGGAGCAGGAGGAUCGCCUGAAAACGAUGGACAUGCUAGUCCUACUCGAUCUGCUUGGUAUGCCGGAGCCGAAAUUUUACAGUUACUUCCCCGAGACGGAAAAGUGGUACGUGCAGCUCAUAUCGGCCGAGAAACGGCUCGAUGAGGUGAGCCACCUCGAAAAUUACAGUACCAGCAGUGUGUCCCCGAAGCAGCAAACCAUCGCUUACUUCCAACCUCAUUCCUUCAGUGCCGGCAUUGAAGACGAUCACAUUCCUUUCCUACGGCGGGGCGUACCAAUUUUGCACAUAAUUCCGAGUCCGUUUCCGGAUGUUUGGCACCAACCGACAGACAACGCAGAUAUCGUUGAUUUACCGACGGUUCGAAACUUGAUUCGGGUAUUUCGCGUAUUCAUUGCCGAAUACCUGCACUUACCUUUGUGACGCUCAAAGGACGAAUUGUAACAGCAAUUCGUCGCCAGAACGGUGAUUGGUGUAGAUAGUACUUAUGUCGUAAUUGACCAUUUUUAACUGUUUUUAUAUAGCUACACCCAUUCCGACGUACUAGUUCCUCCUAGAGAAAAGUGAAGCAUAUCGCAACAACUGGCCCUUUUGGUCCAU